Necator americanus (New World hookworm) is the source of this 243-nucleotide messenger RNA. RefSeq lists its product as uncharacterized. The record is from RefSeq and is a predicted model, not a curated record. The transcript has a single exon. NCBI's taxonomy places the organism in Eukaryota, Metazoa, Nematoda, Chromadorea, Rhabditida, Ancylostomatidae. The coding region runs from base 1 to 243 and encodes 80 amino acids.
AUGCUGUUUAGAGGAAACACGCAUCAGAGAUCGCCCAUCAUCAGUAUCGAAGACUACACCACUGUGACGAUGCUGACGAGAAAAAAGCAGGAGCCUGCACUAUGGUUUGAGGGACCACUGCAGCAACCUGGAGGAGUUUUGAUCAACGUCGUAGGGAUGUACCAUUGUACGACGGCAGGAUCGCAGAGAGCCCUAACUUUGGAUCGUGGUGCUCACGCACCUAAGGAGACCGCUGAAGAGUGA